Halichondria panicea is the source of this 1412-nucleotide messenger RNA. RefSeq names its product ELL-associated factor 2-like. Gene Ontology annotation, cellular component: super elongation complex. Gene Ontology annotation, molecular function: transcription elongation factor activity. The transcript is spliced from 3 exons. NCBI's taxonomy places the organism in Eukaryota, Metazoa, Porifera, Demospongiae, Suberitida, Halichondriidae. The record is from RefSeq and is a predicted model, not a curated record. Bases 36 to 299 code for a protein of 87 amino acids. Gene Ontology annotation, biological process: transcription elongation by RNA polymerase II; regulation of DNA-templated transcription.
CCGAAUUUUACCGAAUCAUUUAGUGAUUGACAUUGAUGGCCACUGUAUCAGAUGACUUCAAGCCUCUGUCAGUGGAUCCCACAAAGCCUGGUAAACUGCGAGUGGCUGAUGAUGAAGUGAACGUACAACUACCAGUAGUACAGGCUGAGUGGACUGAUGAUGUGGCCCAGUUCAGAGGACCCAAGAAGCCUGUCACUAAAGAGUGUGUGCUCAUCAUAGACACUGUGUCUGGGGAGGCAGUACUGGAGAGGAUCAGUAACAACAUCCAACUCAAGGCCAUCAGGGACGGACGCAAGUGAUGAUGAAUGCGUACGCUGACCUUGUGUUCCAGUUUGGAAUGGCUGACGAGAACCAAGCCGCUUACAUUUAUUGAAGGACCAACACGGCUGUGCAGUACAUCAAAGCUGAACGGUUUUACGAUGGCUUCAAGGUACACACACUAUACACAGCAUCAGAACUCUAGUCACAGAGGCAACUCUAGUACUCAGUACCUGUACAGGAACCAACUACUCAAGCCACUGACUAACUACAAUGUAUGUGCAUCACGUACCCCCUCUCGUCCACCAGGGUUCAGUACCUAGCAGUUAGUGAACAUUGUAGCCAGCUCUGUGCUUGUCUAAGCUAUUACUGAACGCAGCUGUUACGGUUUAUGCCAAUUCACAGAAGCUCAUCAGCAUCCAAAAUCCAUUUCACAUUCUCAAAGUAGGUAUAACAUGUUUGUGCCGACUGUUGCAGAUUUUUGAUGCUCUGCUCAACGGAGAUCUGAUACCGUAUCCUACGUACUUGUACAACAUUACUGGAUCAACCAACUACUACAACAUUCUCAGGACCUCGCUAGGUACACGUAUGUUGAUAGAGUAUGUCAGAAAGUGUUGGAUAGAAGUAUACAGUCCUGUUUGGAGUGGUAUAUACUCUUUUUACCUAUACGUAGUGUACUGAACAUUCUACUGUAUUAUUUAUCUUAUGUUGGUACAUACUUAACCAGUGUUUGGUUAAAGGGCUCUUGUUUGAGUAGCUGAUUGAAUUAGGGAAUCUGUACAAGUUAAGUUGUGUGUAUGGAUUGAAUUUGGGGAAGUCCUGGACUAUACAAUUAUCUCUAUUGUGGUCAUGUACUGUGUUAGAGGACAUUGAGAAGCUGUGUGCAUGGCAAAUAAUGGCAAGAAAGAUUAGCAGUAAUACAUGCUGCCCCUCCCCCAAGCCAUAGUCUAGCCUGCCACCCUGUUUGAACUGUACACUGGGGGAAACACUGACUUAAGUAUUGUAGGGUGUUGUUGAAAUGUCAUGCCCUGGGGUGAUUGGUUUCUCCCUGUGUGUAUACUUGUGUAAGGAAACCAAUCUAUAGCUGUCACCCCUUGCAACACACACACAUUUCUUGUUCUCACCCCACACACACACACGCACACAUUUCUUGU